Molecule: messenger RNA, 3159 nt
Organism: Camellia sinensis
Lineage: Eukaryota; Viridiplantae; Streptophyta; Magnoliopsida; Ericales; Theaceae
Product: disease resistance protein RPM1
Biological process (GO): defense response to other organism
Molecular function (GO): ADP binding
Source: RefSeq, a predicted model, not a curated record
AACCCGCCUUGAAGUUUCCCUCUUUUCUACUCCCUGCGCUCUCUGUCUCUCUUCUCUCCAUUAAAAACCACAUCGAUCCACUUCUCAUCAGAUUAGUACACACUACUACUACACAGGCGAGACAUGUUUCAACCUUUAAAAGAGAGAGAAUAUGACAGAAAGUGCGGUGACCUUCUUGCUUAGAAAGCUUGGAAGCUUGAUUAAAGAAGAGCUGAAAUCGUUGGGUGGAGUUAAGCGGGAAAUUGUGUUCAUCAGAGACGAGCUGGAGAGCUUGAGGGCCUUCCUGAGGGUUGCUGAUGCAAUUGAAGACAGUGAUCCAGAGAUCCAAGCAUGGGUUAAGCAAGUCAGAGACGUCGCUCACGACACCGAUGACGUUCUUGAUGAAUUUAUGCUUCGCUUUGCUCAUCGUCAUCAUCAUCAUCAUCGUGGAUUCUAUGGAGCUGUUUGUAAGAUCUAUUAUCAAAUUAAGAACAUGAAAGCUCGUCGUCAAACUGCUUGUGAUAUACAGGACAUCAAAACCAGAGUCAUCGAUAUUGCAGAGAGACGUCAGAGGUAUGGUUACAAAUUCAGUACCUCAGAGCAAGCCUCAAGCUCCGAUGUGGCGAACAAUGGAGGAUGUUAUGAUCGAAGAGGUGAUGCACUUCUAUUUGAAGAAGAUGAUCUUGUUGGCAUCGACAAUCCCAAACAACAGCUCAUUGAUUGCGUCCUUGAUGAUGCUGAUUCUCGACUCAAAGUGAUUUCGGUGGUGGGAAUGGGGGGUUUGGGUAAAACCAGCCUCAUCAAGAAAGUUUACGGUGACACGAAAGUGAAGAGACAUUUUCAAAAAAAUGCUUGGAUCACUCUCUCACAAUCAUUUAAGAUUGAAGAGAUCCUCACAGAUUUGAUUCAACAACUCUUCGAUGAAGUCAGACAACCUAUCCCUCAGAGGUUCGAAACCAUGGACAGCAAUAGUCUGAAAGCAGUGCUCAAAGAGUUCCUCCGAGAAAGCAGGUACGUGCUCGUCCUGGAUGACAUUUGGAGCAUAGAGGCAUGGGAUGCUAUCAAACUUGCAUUGCCAAACCGCAACUGUGGCAGCCGUGUGCUACUCACAACACGUAUCGGUAAUGUUGCUUCUACCUCUUGUAGAGAAUCCCAUGGUUACAUCUAUGAAAUGAAUGCUUUGUCUCCAAAAGAGUCUUGGACUCUGUUUUGUAAGAAGACAUUUCAGGAGAAGGAUUGCCCUCCACAUUUAAUUGAAAUUUCGAAAAGUGUCCUGAGAAGAUGUGAGGGCUUGCCCCUGGCGAUUGUGGUGAUUUCUGGGGUGUUGGCUUCAAAGGACCAGGGAAGAGUAGAUGAAUGGGAGUUAGUGAAUCGCAGUCUUGGUGCUGAAGUUGAAGGCAGUGAUAUGAAGAAAAUAUUGUUUCUAAGUUACAAUGAUUUGCCAUAUUAUCUCAAGUCUUGUCUCUUGUACUUGAGUAAUUUCCCAGAGGAUCAUUUGAUCGAUUGGAUGAGCACGAUUCGAUUGUGGAUCGCAGAAGGAUUUGUGGAAGUCAAAGAAUUUGGAAAGACACUAGAGGAAGAUGCAGAGGCUUACCUCUAUGAGCUCCUUAAUAGAAGCUUGAUUCAAGUGGCAAUGAGAAGGGAUGACGGAAGGAUCGGAAAGUGUCGUAUACAUGACCUUUUGCGUGAAAUUAUUCUUUCAAAGUCAAGAGAUCAUAACUUUCUAACGAUAGCAGGAGAAGGAGAAGGAAACAUGAGGUGUCCUGAAAAAGCUCGACGACUAUCAAUUCAUAAUACCUUACCAAAUAUACCAGAACAAGAUAAGUGUUUCUCUCAACUACGUUCUUUGCUUAUGUUUGGGGUAGAUGAACCUAUGUCUGAGUCCUCCAUGCCUCUAUUGUUCAAUGGUGGGUUGAGGUUGUUAAAAGUUCUACACUUGAGAAAUGCUUCUUUGGAGAGAUUUCCAGGCCAUGUGGUCAAGUUGUUCCAUCUAAAGUAUCUAAGCUUGAGAGGAACAAACGUGAAGGUGCUUCCAAAGUCGAUUGGAUUGCUUUGGAACCUAGAGACGUUAGAUCUUAAAAACACGUAUGUGAGAGAGUUGCCUGUUGAAAUUCUAAGGCUCCAAAAGUUGCGCCAUCUUUCGUUAUAUCGUUAUGAAACUGGGCAUAUUUAUCUUUCAUUUCACUGCAAAUAUGGCUUUGAGGCACCAUCUAAGAUAGGCGGCUUGCAAUCCCUACAAAAGUUAUGCUUCUUAGAGGCAAACCAUGCCAAUGGUAGCACCCUAGUGAAAGAGAUAGGAAGGCUGACCCAAUUAAGGAGGUUGGGAAUUUUGAAUUUGAGAAGAGAGGAUGGGGUGGGUUUGUGCUCAUCCAUUGAGAAGCUAAGCAACCUUCGCUCAUUAUAUGUAACUUCAAUAGAAGAGGAUGAGAUCCUUGAUCUACAAUCUCUAUCUCCUGCUCCUCAAUUUCUUCAGCGACUAUACUUGAGAGGAUAUUUAGAGAAGUUACCGCAGUGGAUAACUUCUCUUCAUGGCCUCACGUGCUUAUCUUUGUGGUGGAGCAAGUUAAAGGAUGAUCCACUGAAAUCCUUUCAAGAUUUGCCCAAUCUGGUUUUUCUCUCACUUCCUUAUGAAGCAUACGAAGGGGAGGGAUUGUGUUUCAAGGCUGGUAGAUUUCAAAGACUCAAGCGUUUAUACCUUGGAAGAUUAAAAGGAUUGAGAUGGUUGACAAUGGAGGAAGGUGUACAAGAUGGGGAUUAUUGGAAAAUACAACACAUCCCAAAAGUAUGGAUUGAUGACUCAAAAGAUGGUUAUUGGAAAGGAAGAUAUCUCUAAUGAGAGAAAGGAAUUUUUUUUUUUUAAUGUUUAAUUUACCAAAUUGAUCAUUAUCAUGUUUAGUGCCGUUUCAUUUUCAUGUUCAUGUUCAUGUUCUUGUUAUUUUAUUUAUUUAUUGAAUUUCUCAUAGCGAUUUAGAAUUCUCAUUUUGUAUCUCUUUUUUAUUUAUUUAUAUUUUGUCGGCUUGCAAAUCUAAUAUGUAACCUCCUUAAUUAAUCUCUAAAGAAUUAUAGAAGCUUUAUUAAAUUCAAAUUUAGAAUUGCAAUUGUUUAUUUUGCAAUUGUAAUGAUUUUAAUUUGUAUCUGUACAAGUUAAACAGAUCUCAAAUGUAAUGUAAUUUUUAUUAG